Molecule: messenger RNA, 447 nt
Organism: Melampsora larici-populina 98AG31
Lineage: Eukaryota; Fungi; Basidiomycota; Pucciniomycetes; Pucciniales; Melampsoraceae
Exons: 3
Coding region: 1-447 (148 amino acids)
Source: RefSeq, a predicted model, not a curated record
AUGCCUGACGCCAAUAGCGACGGAGGAAGUACAACCGAUGGUCAUGAUAACUCGAUGGUACUAGACAACACCGGUGGUAACAAACCCGUUUUUAUGACUCCGCGCCCUAAAAAUAGUCUACCACCUCCAAUUGCAACCAAUCGUUUCUCAAGCCCUGAUGCUGAAGAGUUGGAAGCGUAUCAAGACCUUUUCAAGUCCCAAAUGGCUAAAGAUCACCCAAUCCCGACCCCGGAAGAUGACCUGAAUGCUCACUAUCGAAAUUUCAUCGAGAACGACGUUGAUUCACCACCACCCACCCCGAAAUGCACUCAGUCGGCAAGCAAGUCAUCAAACAGAGCUGCGAAGAACGAUUCAACUCAAACGGCGGCUCCCCCAAAACCACCUGCGCGGAAGCGCGAGCACCUCAGCCUGACUAUGACAUCUGUUUGUUUCAACUCGGGCCUGUGA